Messenger RNA from Scylla paramamosain (green mud crab), 3412 nucleotides. RefSeq names its product SID1 transmembrane family member 1-like. The transcript has 15 exons. Gene Ontology annotation, biological process: RNA transport. The record is from RefSeq and is a predicted model, not a curated record. Bases 142 to 2772 code for a protein of 876 amino acids. Gene Ontology annotation, molecular function: double-stranded RNA binding; RNA transmembrane transporter activity. Gene Ontology annotation, cellular component: plasma membrane; lysosome. Lineage: Eukaryota; Metazoa; Arthropoda; Malacostraca; Decapoda; Portunidae.
GAUGAAAAGUUAGAAACUACGAGAGGAACUAGUCGAGGCAGAGCUGUCAUAUCACAGGCUUCACGGUGCACAGAUAUAGGUGCCAACCUCAAUAGUGAACCAUGGACUUCUGCUUCGCCUUUACCUGAACGUCUCUGCGUUAUGAAACUUGAGAAAAUGGUUACUUCUUUUGCUGCUUUUGUGGUGGUGGUGUGUGUGGUGAGCUGUGGAGUGACGGGCAGCACUGAUAACAGAGACGCCCCUGGCACACUCCCUCAUCACCCCAGACACACCAGUCACAUUAGCAGUGGAAUUCAAGGGCAUGUCAUAAGCAGCCCUAAAGGUAGUCAGUUCAUGAGGAAUGCAGAACUAGGAAGAAAUGUCACAUACAAUGGUGUAUCCAGAGGCUCUAUACACAAUGGGACAGGUGUGGCCUAUGGAGUGGAUACAGGUCACAGGGAGGCAAUCCAUUCCGUUGUGUUGGAAGGAAAGUUUGGAGAACAUAUCACCAAGAAAAUCAAUGAGACCUUUGAGUACUUGAUUGAGUUCACUUAUAACGUAACAGAGUUAGAGUCUCAGGCAGUGCGAGUCACAGUGAGCAGCCUCAGGAGCAGCAACACCUACCCCCUCUUGGUAGUAGUGAGGCAGCAGCGAGGAGUCCUAUCCUGGCAGUUACCUCUUGAGCCUCCCCCAAACACUCGGGUUUUAGAAAAAUACUACACUGUUUCGCAUACCCUGUGUCCUGUAAAGAAUUACAAAGUAACAUAUCAGGGAAACCUUGACAUGACUCAGCGGCUGUUUGUGGAUAUAUCUACAUCUUCACCAACAAAUUUGAACUUCACAGUCACAGCAGAGUUUCUGACCAGGUUUCACAUUGACCUCCAUGCUGACAUGGUGUUUGAUGUCACACCUUCUCAACCAAUGUUCUAUGAAUUCAAAUUCCCUGAGAAUGUUGAUAUGGUACUGGUGAAAGUCAUAGCUGAGGACGACUUUUGUGCCAUGGUUGCUAUUCAGAAUAUCACAUGUCCUGUGUUUGACAGUGAAGAAAAUGUCCAGUAUGGGAACUAUUACCAAACCAUGACCUAUCAAGCAGGUAUCACGGUGAGAAAAGUUGAUUAUCCAGAAGGGCUUUAUGUGGUAGUAGUGGUGCUGUCUACUGAUGAAGCUUGCUCAGGCUCCUUUCAACAUGUGUACCGCACUCGCAAGAAGACCAUAACACUCACAAUUGAAGAGAAGAUUACAAAAGUAGAAUAUCUUGGUGCCAUCUUUGCUGGUCUUGGUUACUGUGCUCUGUUUUAUGCUGUAGCAAUGAUCUUGGGCUGCAUAUCUUGUAUCAGGGAGAAGCGCAAGCAGCCUCGUGCUCGAAGUCUCAUGGAUGAUUCUAUCUUGGCAACGUCAGAUGAGUCAGGUGCCCAUGGAUCAUCAUCUUAUGGAGCUGUUGCAGGGAAUGCAGAGACCAACAAGGAGGAGCAACCACAUUUGCCUCGAAUACCCUCUGACUCUUCACUUGACGAGGAUGACAUUGACAUGCUUACUGAUGCUGAGAGUGAGAAGGAUGUAUUCAGAACUAAGACCUUCUUGUAUGUAAGUGACUUGGCUCGAAAAGACAUGAGGGUUUUGACCAAAAAGUCUCAGUUAUACAUCUGGGGCUUGCUGACAGUUGGGAUAUUCUAUGCUGUUCCUGUCAUCCAACUGGUGAUAACUUAUCAGAAGGUUCUUGAUGAGACAGGGAACCAAGACCUGUGCUUCUAUAAUUUCUGGUGUGCCCAUCCUCUUGGUCCACUGACAGACUUCAACCAUAUUUUCUCCAACAUUAGCUACAUCCUUUUUGGUAUCCUGUUCAUUACCAUGUGUGCACGUAGGAAUCAUCAGCAUAAACUGGCUACAAAAGUUGACUACAAGAUUGACAAGUACUAUGGGAUUCCCCAGCACUUUGGCCUUUUUUAUGCUAUGGGUGGGUCACUUAUCAUGGAGGGCUUUAUGAGCGCCUGCUACCACAUCUGCCCUAAUAAUUCAAACUACCAGUUUGACACUUCAUUCAUGUAUGUGAUAUCUGUACUCUCCAUGUUGAAGAUCUACCAAACUCGCCAUCCAGAUAUCAAUGCAAGUGCCAGUGCCACUUAUGCAGCACUGGCUGCUGCUGUUCUCUUGGGAGUGAUUGGGGUUCUCAGUGGCACUCUUCUAUUUUGGAUCAUAUUUGGUUUCAUUCAUGUCAUUUCCUGCCUUAUGCUGUCAUGCCAGAUAUACUACAUGGGCAGGUGGAAACUUGAUGUUGGAGUCCUCAAACGUUUCAAGACUUGGUUUUUGAGUGAAAUCAGUGACUGUCGCCAAAUCUGCCAACCCAUGUACUGUGACCGCAUGGUGCUGCUGACAUUGGGCAAUGCAGCCAACUGGGGCUUGGCUAUUUAUGGCAUGGUGUCCACUCCCAGGGACUUUGCCUCAUACCUCUUGAUCAUAUUCCUCACAAACCUUUUGCUUUAUAUUGCAUUUUAUAUUAUCAUGAAGCUGAGACAUGGUGAGCGUCUCCUCCUGCAACCAGUUGUUUACAUGGUGCUGUGUGCUGCUGGCUGGGGGACGGCUGUGUAUUUCUACACCCAGCAUACCACCACCUGGGAACUGACUCCAGCACACAGCCGCCAGUAUAACAAGGAGUGUGUUUUGUUACAUUUUUAUGACACACAUGACAUUUGGCACUUCCUUUCUGCUGGAGCUAUGUUCUUUGGAUUCAUGUUACUGCUAACGCUUGAUGAUGAUCUAAGUCACACACCGCGUGAAAAGAUUCCAGUCUUCUAAUACAGAGAAUGUUUGGGAUACUUUAAUGCAAUUUCAAAAUAGAAAAUAGUAUUUGUGUAUUGUAUUUAUAGAUGUAAUAUUUUGUUGCUUUAAUCUACUAUAAUUUAUGUAUGAACAGUAAAACCCUUAUAACUUGGCAGGAUAGGAGCUCCAGCCUUGUCAAGUUAUUCAAUUUUCUGAGUUAUACAAAUCUCCCAUUCCCCUUCCCCACAUUUGCAUAAAGAGUCAAAAUUUUGAAAACAUUGCUCUACACAGCAGCAGUAAAAGCUUAAAACAACACUUAACAUUGAAAGGGCGGCUGUAGUCAUGGAGUCUAACCAGAGGGAGGCUUUGUUGUAAGAUGUAAAAAUGUUGGGUGGGACUCAGUUGCAUGUUUUCACAAUGCUGCAUUACUUACACAGUCACUUAAAUUCACUGCACUGUUCUGUAUUGUACUGUACAGAUUAAAUUGACAAUUGAUGUGGUAAAAACUCAGCAGCAUGCUCAGAUGCAUUAUUUUUUUUUCCUUUUUUUUUCCUUUUUUAUUUUUAUUUUUAUUUUUUAUCAAAAUUGAUUUUUUACUGAAUAUUUCAUUGCCUUGCCAAGUUAUAUCAAAUUUUAAGUUAUACAGUGCCAAGUUAUAAGAGAUUUACUGUAUAUA